This is a messenger RNA of Anopheles merus, 1074 nucleotides long. RefSeq names its product cuticle protein 8-like. NCBI's taxonomy places the organism in Eukaryota, Metazoa, Arthropoda, Insecta, Diptera, Culicidae. Gene Ontology annotation, cellular component: extracellular matrix. The coding region runs from base 401 to 982 and encodes 193 amino acids. The record is from RefSeq and is a predicted model, not a curated record. The transcript is spliced from 2 exons.
CAAGUAACACUUUGUCUUGCUGUCUGCACCACCUGAGGCAUAACACCACAUGCCAGCAUGCCCUUGAAGAAAUACUGCUCCGCUUCAUGUUACCGCUUUCAACUUCCGAAAAUACUGCACACACGUUCUGGGGCACACUGUUUCGCCUGGGGACGCAACUUGAUCAAACCUACUCAGCUGUCUCCAUUCCCCUUCGUCCGGAGAGUGGCUACGCCGUAAGCCGGCUGCGCACAAGGACCUUCCCAGUGCUUGAAUCUUCCAAGGAAAUGCUUCAAGGAACUUUGCCCCGAACUGUGCAACGCAUAUAUAAAGACAAUGUGGAAUCCAAGAACACUGUCAUUCGUCUGAUUUCUUUUGGUGGGAAAGGUGAUAUUUGGUUAAGCAUAUACGGCUAGACAGAAUGGCUUUCAAAUUUUUUGCACUGUGCGCUGUGUUUGCCGUAGUGAAUGCCGGUUUACAACAACCAAUAAACCCAGUCUACCAUGCAGCACCGAUCAAUUUCGCACAGCCCGCUCUUUUCAAGCCACAACCACAACAGACAGUGUACGCACAGCCGGCUUUAAUCAAAACAGUUCAGCAACCAGCGAUUGUUAAAACCUAUGCCCAGCCUGCGAUCGUCAAAAAUUUCGUACAGCCAGCCGUGGUAAAAAGCUACGCACAACCUGAACUGGUAAAGAGCUAUGCCCAGCCCACCUACGUCAAGCAAGUCGAAGAGUAUGCACCAGCUAACUAUGAAUUCUCGUACUCCGUGCACGAUUCGCACACUGGAGAUGUGAAAAGUCAGCACGAGACACGCCACGGUGACCAGGUGCAGGGCCAAUACAGUUUGCUGGAUGCCGAUGGUCAUCAGCGCAUCGUGGAUUACACUGCUGACGACCAUAAUGGAUUCAACGCUGUUGUACGUCGCGAACCAGCCAAUGUUAAAGUCGCGCAACCCGUUCAGAAGGUUAUAGCUCAGCCACUUUAUACUGGACAUUACUAAAGUAAAUAAGACUUGACAAAUGUGUAAUAAGUUAAUGGAUGGAAUAUUAGUUCAAAAUAUCAAAUGUUAAAAUAAACUCAUAAUUGUUAUUU